Molecule: messenger RNA, 1587 nt
Organism: Toxotes jaculatrix (banded archerfish)
Lineage: Eukaryota; Metazoa; Chordata; Actinopteri; Toxotidae
Gene: apoc2
Product: apolipoprotein C-II
Exons: 4
Coding region: 31-408 (125 amino acids)
Biological process (GO): lipid metabolic process; lipid transport
Cellular component (GO): chylomicron
Molecular function (GO): enzyme activator activity
Source: RefSeq, a predicted model, not a curated record
ACAAGUCAACACAUUUACGCUCCUAUAUAAAUGGGUUGUGCAAGUAAUACCUCUUACUCGGUUUUCUUCAUCACAGUCAUUUCAGCAGAGGAAUACAAUACGAGUGACACUAUGAAUAAGCUGCUGAUUAUUACUGUGCUUGUUGCACUCCUUGCUUUCAGUGCUGAAAGCUUCCGUGUGCCGAGGCAAGCUGAAGAGGAGGAAGGGACUCUGACCAAGAUCACAAGUAAAGUCAAGUCUUUGUAUGACAGUACUGUCGACACUGCCAAUGGGUACCUGGAAAGCAUCAGGGGCCUGAAGCUGGAGGAGAAGGCAAAGAAUCUUUACAGUGAUACUACCACAGUGUUAAGCACCUACGCUGGCAUAGUGCAGGACCAGAUGUACCACAUCUUUUAUGCCCAGCAGUAAACAAAACCUGAUUUCCAGCGACCUCAAAGACCUUUUCUGAUAGCGUAAAAACUUUAAAGCUUCACACAAAAGUGUCAUUUGACAUUCUGAACUUUGUCACCUCAUCCAAGCACCAAAACCUCAAACAGCAUCUUCAGAAAUAAUGUAGCCUGACAGCCUGCACAGAGGAAACUGGACAGAACAACUUCACAAUCCCAAUAAAAGAAGCAGAAAGCAUCGUCUCAUGAACCAAUGAAUUUGUCCAUGGGCCACGAAAAAAUUAAAAUAAUGUAAUAAUAUAUCACCAUCUACUGGUGUUUUUGUUCCCUCACAGUCUUAACUGUCAUUCCACCUCUAAAUAAACUUAUUAAAUAUUUGUGUCUUAUCUUGAAAUAAAAUAUUUAUACAAAAAAUGGUGUGUGUGGUUGAUAAAUUAGACUUUAUUUUAGUGUUUGAUAUGGUAAGUUGUGCAUAUUUGUCCUGUCUGUUUGUGUAAGACUUGUGUUUCCUUUUAUCUUACUGAUGCAAAGGAUGACGUGUUUAUGUCUGUAUGAAUCUGCAAUGAGGUACCAGACUUUUAUCAGCCGAGGCAGCACCAGAAUAGAGGCCUCUGUUGCAAUUAAUAAUGGAUGAAAAGAAACAACAUGUAAAAUGCGAGCGCUGCAGAGAAACCGACAGAGAUGAAUAAACAACAAAGACUGUGAAGUUUGUUUUGUGGGUUCUGACAAGCAGUGAUGCAAGAGUGUUGUGAUUUUUAAUUAAUGCAUAAAUCCACAACAUGUGGCCUCUUCUGAAGCUACAACCAGCACAAAAAACAAGACAAAUUUGCUUUCAAGUAUCAUCAUGUGUAGUUGUUACAAAACAUGUACACUGUACGAGAGAGCCACAGGACAAACUACACAUUUGUGUGUAAUUUACGGACUAUGGGAAUACUUCUAUAAAAAUAUUACUAUUGCUAAUACUGUGACCAAUUCUAUGCCUACUUCUGCUCAUGCAUAAAAAAAAUUUACAGAUAGUGUAACUCUCUAUUUCUCUCUGUAACUCUCUAGCUCUAUUGGCCCUCGUGUCUGUUCAAACUGGAUUAAUCUGAGAAGAAUCGCACUUUGUAUUUGCUAUCAGCUGUUUUCUCUCAACUGCCGACUGUGAUCAGAUCUGGCUGUGACACUAAACUGAUUUAAUCUGUUAGCAUCUGCAAUUGCA